CCCAAGUAAGCUCUUCAAAAGGCACACGCACACCGACCGCAUUCACGUCACGUCAUGCAUCGCAUCCAUCCGUGUACGUCCAUGUGUCCAUGAAGAGUCCUCUCACUCGGCAUGAUAUGAUGCCUUGGCAGUCCAACCCACACGCACACGUACAGACACGCACUCACACGCACCUCACGUGCACGGGCAUGUCGCCUCACGACUCCACUUGUCUCUUUCGAGCCUUUCCGUCUGCCUGCCUGUCUGUGUCGCUUUAUGGGUUUUCUCUCAUGUGUUGUAAGUUGUGUGUCACGCAUUGUGUCUGCCGUCACAUGGCGAUGGUGUCGUGUGUGUGGUGGUGGUCGCUCUGUUGGAUGCACUCGAUGGCCAUGUCUUCGCUGCAGGGGUCGCGCAACAGCAAGAAGUCCAUCGUCAUGAAAGUCAGACGCAUGAUCUGUUCCGUCGCCAACUCCUAAAUGCACACACACACACAGAGAGACGCAGUCGUCUUGUCGGCUCUGUGGGUGGAUGUGUAUGCGUGUGUGGGGCUGUGACCUGCAGUUGUGCCAUGUCAUUUUCGAUUUUGCCCAGCUGACACAUCGUCUCGUUCUCCCUGCAAUACACAUAGUUGUGUGCAUCCUCAUCAACUUGUUUGCUCUUUUGUGUGACUUACUUGUUGGUGGAUUGUUGGAAUGUCUUCUGCAGUAUUUGGUCCCGCUGCUCCAUCUGGCUGAUGCGAUCACUCGUAGGCACCACACUCAACUAGCACACACACACGUUGAGCUGAUGCAAGAUGUGUAUGCACUCCUGUGAAAGCGUGUCACCCACCCACCUGUUUCUGCAUGUUUGUGAAGCUCUCGAUGGCGUGUGAGAGUGUGUCGGGCUGCGGACUCCCCUGCACAGACGACCGCUCGCUCGCCGCCACACUCGCUGCCUUCACCUCAGCUGAGCCAGACACACAAGCGAACGUGUCUCUGUUCUGUUGUCUUUGUGUGUCUCCCUCGUACCAGUGUGUGCGUCCUGCCCGCCAGUGAUGGCCUUCUGCAGCGCCGACAGCACAGCCGCGCCAGAGCCGACAGAUGCAUGCGGAUGCCCCUUACGCUGCACACACACACACACAUGGAGGUCACCCCUUGUGUGUUGUCGUGUGUGUCUGCCUUAACGUUGUGGCUGGGUGAUGGCGGUGGAGCGGGGAGUGGCGACGCCGACGACACGUUGCGAUUGCGGCCGAUCGUCAGACCCGUCAGCAUGCCUGGCGUGUCGGGUGUCUGUGGUGUGGCCGUGCCACCCCCGCCCUUCAGCUGCUGCUGGCCGCUGCGAUUGAUGGCUGGCGGCGCCUUGCCGCCCUUGAGCAGUGUGUUGGGCUUCUUGAGGGUGUGGGCGGGGAGAGGGGGGAAUGGCGGGCGAGACGGCAGCAGCAGAGACGUCGGACGAGGCAGCACAGCAGUGGGACUGCACACAUAAACACGAGAGGGUGCAUGCGGGUGCCAUCCAUGUCAUGUUGUGGUGUCGUUAUUACGUCUUGGCGACGUGUGCGUGUUUGGGUCGGGGUGGGGCUGCACCCAACUUGUUAGGCAUCCUCUUGGGCUGAUUGAUCACAGCCGCACCCGACACUGACACACACAGAAUGCAGUCACAUCCCUGGGCUCCUCCUUCGGUUUCAUUGGUGGCUGACGUAUGGUCUUGGGCGGUCUGAUGGGUGAGCUCGGCGGCGGCACCUUAGGACGGGCGAUCACAUGACUCGCUCCGGUCGCCUCGGUGGUCAGAUGGUGGUGGGGCGUCGGCUUGUGUACAGCAGCAGCAGCAGCUCUGAUGGAUGGGGAGGGGCGGGGCGGUGGUUUGGGUCGCUUGAUCUGCGGCUCGCCGCUCUCCUGUUGGUGCUCAUCACCCAGCGGACGCUUGGCCGGCGACAACGCACACACAUCCAUACCGUCUGAAGCGCAAUGAACAAAGGCAGUGUUUCAAGGCGAGUGUGUGUCUCCGUGUGUGCGCUGACCUGUCGUAGAGUUGUCCUUAUUGUCGUCCUCCUGGUUGGUGCCCUCAUCUGUCGUCAUCUCCGUCGCAGCCACCGCACCUUCGCCGCCAGCAGAACCGCCUAUGGCAUCUGUGUGACACACAAACAGCACAAAAUGGAAUACACAGCACCCUUCGAGGCGCCUUUCUCUGCCUCCAUUCCACCAGUAUCGUGUCUCUCAUGUUGGUUUUGGCGGUGGUCGGUCAUGGCGUGUGCGGCAGCCGACUCGCCCUCGUGCAUCACAAACAUACUGACAAUGAAAACAGAAGAGGACAGAUGGAUCGUUCCACAAAUGUGUGUAAGAUAUGUGUCGCCUUGAUUUACCCCUCAUGUGUGUCGUCAUUGUGUUUGUCUGUUGCGUCGUCCACUGCAGCCGGCGGCCUCGACAGAAACGACAAACCUGACAAAAAGGCAUACACAGAGAGAAGGGGUCGUGGUGCAUGAGUGUGGGGCUAGUUUUGUCCUGUCCACGUGCCUGAUCCUCCACUCUGAGCAGAGAGGCCGUCCGCGCUCUGCUGCUUCUGCUGCACGGUCUGGUCGGAUGUCGACUUGUCGUCCUUGUCACAGCUGUCGCCGGUGUUCGUCUGCCGCUGGCCGCCGAAGAGCGCCUGCUUACUCUCACCCACCAUCCCCCCUCCCCCUCCUCCUCCGCUGAAGAGCUUCGAGUUGCCGAACCCCCCUCCGAACGCCGCCCCGAACAGCCCUCCACCGCCACUGCCGCGAUGUGAGGCUGUGGUGGUGUGGUCACCAUUUGCGUCUGAUGAUGAGUCUGAAGGGCCUUGCUGCUGCUGAUGCUGGGCGCGGAGAGCUGCGAAGAGUGAGCCGCCGCUUCCAGCUGCGAAGAAUCCUGAACACACACACGCGCACACCGAAAUGAAUGAAUGAACCAGAGGCAUGUUGUGUCUCGGGUAGGUCUCUUUCUCUGUUUUGUGUUACCGCCUGAAGUAUCGCCCUGUGAACAAACGACGACACACGGGCAUUGAUGCAACCGGAUGACAUGAUGAUGGUACAGUAAUGGUGCUGUCUGUGAGGUACUUGUUGGUGUUCUUGCGAAGGCCGAAGAAGAGAGAACUGAGCCGCCACAUGACGAAUCUGACACAAGCAACGAAGCAACGAAGAAAAAAGAGCGGUGAUGGUGUGGUGGUGACCAUUGCUUCUCAUGGCAGACCUGUGUUUGCCUUGCUGCGGCUGCUGCUGUUUGUGUUUCCGAAGGGCGAGGACGGUUUGCUGCCGAACAGCCCGCCGCCAGACGACGACGCACCAGAUGACGACAAGAGCAACGAAAAACCACCUGCAGCAACAAAUGACAAACACACAGACAAACAAACGGAUGCAUGGAUGGAUGGACUCAUCGAAUAGAUGGAUGCAUCAUCUGUUGCUGGACGCAUUUUUUCACCUGUGGCUUGGCCUUCCUUCACCUUGGCGAACAUGUUGGCGGCGUGGGCGUCGGCAUCUCAAACGUUAACAUAUGUAUACUCACUCUCACACAGAGAUAC
This is a messenger RNA of Vitrella brassicaformis, 3489 nucleotides long. The record is from the annotation of a GenBank genome assembly. Lineage: Eukaryota; Vitrellaceae.